AUGCGCGAUUUAGAUGCAAAAAUAGAUUACAUAAGGAAAGGGCCAUGGAAGAAAGAGGAAGAUGAAGUGCUACUCAACCAUGUAAGCAAGUAUGGCCCCAGAGACUGGAGCUCCAUUCGAUCCAAGGGUCUUCUUCAUAGAACCGGCAAGUCUUGUCGCCUUCGUUGGGUCAACAAGCUUCGACCUAACCUCAAGAAUGGGUGCAAGUUUACAGCGGAGGAAGAGAGGGUUGUGAUAGAAUUGCAGGCACAAUUUGGGAACAAAUGGGCUAAGAUUGCGUCCUAUUUGAGUGGAAGAACAGACAAUGAUGUCAAGAAUUUCUGGAGCAGUAGGCAGAAGAGGCUUGCUAGGAUUCUUCAGGCAUCAACAUCCACCUCCAAAUCACACAGGAACAAACCUAAACUUCAUCAUCAUCUUCCCACUUUCCAGGCUCCUAAAUUGAGUUCUUCAUCAGAGGGAGAAUCAUCAUCAAAGCCUCAUCAGCCAUGCUUGUUCUCCUGCAAUGACAAUUCCGAGGUUAUUAAAAUGGUGGCAUUACCAGAUCUUAUCAAGCCCAAGUUGCCUAAUUCUGAGCAAGAAGAAUCUGCACUUUUUGAGAGCAAUAAAAGCAGUAGUAUGAUGGAACAAAUUCCCUUCCCUCAAAUUCCUGAUGAACUCCAAACUGAUCUAACACCAUUCUCAUUGGGAGACCAAGAUUUCUUGACUAGAAUUGAUGAUCCAAAUUUUGCUGAUUACUUUGGACCUCUCGGUGCAUAUGAGCUUGGGCUAGCCCCACAACACACCAUUGGGUUCCCUUUCUUUGAUCCAUCAGAAGGAAGUUGCAGAAUUGGGUCAACGGAUAUCAUAGGUAGCUCCAAAAACUAUGACAGCAUAUUUGAUGAUCUCCCAGUUAACAUGUUUGAUCAUAUGGAUCCACCUUCAAUUCCUUCCAAGCUCUGA
Molecule: messenger RNA, 939 nt
Organism: Arachis duranensis
Lineage: Eukaryota; Viridiplantae; Streptophyta; Magnoliopsida; Fabales; Fabaceae
Product: transcription factor DUO1
Exons: 4
Coding region: 1-939 (312 amino acids)
Source: RefSeq, a predicted model, not a curated record